Molecule: messenger RNA, 1332 nt
Organism: Impatiens glandulifera
Lineage: Eukaryota; Viridiplantae; Streptophyta; Magnoliopsida; Ericales; Balsaminaceae
Product: probable xyloglucan endotransglucosylase/hydrolase protein 30
Exons: 4
Coding region: 104-1156 (350 amino acids)
Biological process (GO): cell wall biogenesis; xyloglucan metabolic process
Cellular component (GO): apoplast; cell wall
Molecular function (GO): hydrolase activity, hydrolyzing O-glycosyl compounds; xyloglucan:xyloglucosyl transferase activity
Source: RefSeq, a predicted model, not a curated record
AAUUCCUCUUUCUCUCUCACCCCCUGAAUAAUUUCUACUAAAGUUUUUUAAGAAAAAAAAAAAAAAAAAAAACCCACAUAUCCAUUGAAUUGAAAAGAAGAAAAUGGGUUUCUUUGGGCAUCAUAUUUCCAAACGAAUGGCAUCUCUCUUCAUCUUCUUCCUCUCGACCAUCUCUCUCUUCAUUUCUGCAACUGCUCUGUUUAACGUUACCACUAUUCCUUUUCACAAAGGUUUCGAUCCUCUGUUUGGCCCCGACAACAUCUUCCGAUCGCCGGACGACAGAACCGUCGAUCUUAUCCUUAACCAGUACACAGGUUCUGGGUUUAAGUCUUCAGACCUUUACGACCAUGGAUUAUUCAGUGCAAGGAUUAAGCUGCCGUCCGAUUACACCGCAGGAAUUGUCGUAGCCUUCUACACGACAAACGGCGAUGUAUUUGAGAAAACCCAUGAUGAACUGGAUUUUGAGUUCUUGGGGAAUAUAAGAGGAAAAAGAUGGAGAUUUCAGACGAACGUUUAUGGAAAUGGAAGCACGAACAGAGGAAGAGAAGAAAGAUACCUUCUUUGGUUUGACCCUUCAAGAGAGUUCCACCGCUAUAGUAUUCUUUGGACCACCCAAAAAAUCAUCUUCUAUAUAGAUGAUGUGCCGAUUCGGGAGAUAGUAAGAAACGAAGCAAUGGGAGGGGAUUUCCCUUCGAAGCCCAUGGCUCUAUAUGCAACCAUAUGGGAUGCAUCCAAUUGGGCAACAUCGGGUGGGAAGUACAAGGUCAAUUAUAAGUAUGCCCCAUUUCUAACCAAGUUCACCGAUCUUGUCCUUCAUGGUUGUGUCUCUGACCCUAUUGACGAGGUUCUUAUCCCAAGUAGUUGUAUGUCGGAAGGAGGAGAAGAUGAUCGAUUUAGAAACAUUGAUGAUAUACAGAUCACGCCAAGGCAGAGGCAAGCUAUGAAGAAAUAUAGACAUAAAUACAUGUAUUAUUCUUAUUGUUAUGAUAACUUGAGAUAUCCAAUUACGCCGCCAGAAUGCGUGAUCGACCCAUUGGAAAGGGCGAAAUUUAAGGAGACGGGGAGGUUGAAGUUUGAGGAUAGGCGUCAUCGUCGUGUAAAAGGUAGAAGUGAAGUUUCGAGUACUAAGAAUUAUGAGGGUCAAGAAGAUGGUUGAUGAUCAUCUAUAUUAUAUAUAUACAUGAUAGAGCUUGAUUUUGUGAUAUGUAGAUAAUAGUUUGAACUUUGAAGUCAAUUUUAUACUUGGAGUUGAAUAAGAAGGGGCCAUGUUCUCUUGCUAUUGUUGUUACUUGGACAUGAUAAUAUAGAAAUUGAAAUAUUCAUUUUUUUAAA